AACGUCAAGCGAGUAAAAAAAAAUAUUCUUUUUGUUUUAUUAGUUUUAAGAAUAAACUUGACCUUUAUCCGUGAAACAUGUAAUUUCGUAACCCCGCUAACAUUUGGUUUUUUCCUACAAUUUUACUUUAUUGUUUUAUGUUAUUACCAAGUGUAAAUAGUAAUGUUAGGUUAGAAACUGGACGUUAUAAAAAAAAAAAAUAGAUAAAACAUUUACGAUUAAAUAAUUAAAAAAUUACGCAAUAAAUAUGGAUUACGUGAAGCGGGAGGAAAAUAAUAUAUUGGAUGAGGAGAACUACAAAAUUUACAUGGAAAAUCUGCAAAAGUCACAUCAAAUUGACACCACCGACUAUCAUCACACAAUGUCUAUGGAGCAACUACACCAAGCAGUUGUCCAAUCUUCGUUAAGCACCAGCACAAUUGUACACAACUUCCAACUGCCAAUAUCACCACGACAAAUGUCCACACUCAUGAUGAAAACCAACCACUUGACCCGUUCCUUAAAUUUUAAUGAAUUGCCGGCACAUUUACCAAAAAAUUUAGCUAUGGAUAUGGAAUUACUGGGACUACCAAAUGAUUUAUCACAUAAUUUAAGGCAUGAAGACUUACUAACCCAGAAUUUAUCAAGGAACAUAGAUAAUAUUAUGUUGGCACGUACACUUAAUAACGAUUUGGACCUUCAAAAUAGUUUAGCUCACAUACAAAAUUUGCAAGAUCAAGAAUUAAGUAGAAGCUUAAGUGCAGAAAUGGCACAAAAUAUAAAUAGAGCUAACAUGUCACAAAAUAUGAAUCGUGAAAUGCAACAUGACUUGGGCAACGAAAUUGAUUUGUCACAUUUAAGUCGACAGAAUUUAGAACAUGAUGUAUUAAUGAAUCAGGAAGAUUCUAGAAGGAGUCCAUUAGUUCAAAACGUUGAUAAUCAUUUAUUGGAACAGCAUAUAGCACAAAGAUUGGAGCAACAUAUGACUUUGAAAAUGGAUCAAGCUGUGGAGCGCAUCGAUCAGCAAAGAUUUGAUCAAUCAUUGGCUCAGAGGAUAGAACCGUUAGUACAAAGGUUGGACCCAAGAUUGUUGAAUGCAAAUGCACUGCAUGAGCAAAGGGUGUUGGAACAAAAUGAACAUUUGUUUCCAAUGCCAAUGCAUAUAAAAUCAGAGCAAGAAGAUGAUGGAUAUUUUUAUGAUAACAUAAACCAAGGACUAAGUAGUACUGGGAUUAAUGGUGACAUUCUACCACACACAGACCAUCCUGCCACACAAUCUAAUACCAUCCCCCACGAGGUUUUAUACACCCAUUCGGUCUAUAACAACCAUAGUCUACCAGUGCCAGCCCUGAACCCUAUAGAUUUAUAUUCGCGCCCGCAAAAUUACGUGCAGAAUUACGUAGCGGAGAAUCCCCAAAACUUAGUAGUGCAUAGACAGUUCGAGAACUCCAGCCCUUAUACGGAGGAUUUGAAAAAGAUACGCCACGACUCCGUCAAGAAACACGAUGUCAAAACCGCACAGCCCAAGGAAAACCUAAAACCCACGGAUCAAAAUAAAAUGUACUACGGAUACGAUUACGUGAUAGUAGAAAAGAAUGAGAACGAUUCCAGCUCGAAUAAUAAAUUAACGGAAGAACUAGCGAUGGGUAUAAAAGGAGAGUAUUUGUGCUACAAAUGUAAUGAAAUGUUUCCCUCCAAGAGGGUGCUUAAACAACAUGCAAAAUUAUGCGAAAAUGCAGACGGUACGGAAUUGGAAAAGUUGGGAAAAUUCACUUGCAGCCAAUGUGCAUAUAGGUGUCAAUCGCCCGCUAUACUGAAAAUACACGAGCGCACACAUACCGGCGAGAAACCUUAUGCAUGCACAUUCUGCGAUUACAAGUCCGGCCAGAAGAACAAUGUUGCCAAACACAUAUUAGUACACAUGAAGCAAAAACCUUUUGGUUGUCAAUACUGUGACUAUCGUUGUGCGCAGAAAAACAAUUUAGUGGUACACGAACGGACUCACACCGGUGACAAACCAUUUGCAUGCCCGUACUGUGAUUACCGGACUGUGCAAAAGCCUAACUUGGUCAAGCAUAUGUAUUUGCACACUGACCAAAAACCAUUUAGCUGUGAUCUGUGCAAUUAUAGGUGCGUGCAAAAAGCAAACUUGACAAAACACAAACAGAGGCAUAUGAAUGAAAAGGACGGGGAUAAAGUUGAUAUCAAAACACAAAUUAAGCCAUACAAACCUAGACAAAAAUCUGUGAAAUGCCCGCUGUGUUCAUAUAGGUGCGUUCAGAAAUCCAGUCUCGAGAAGCAUAUGCAGUAUAAACAUGUUGAUGCUGUCGAAUGUCAGGACAAUUUAGACUGUGGUCUCAACUUGAUGAAAAGUGUUUGUGAUAAUAAAACUGAUCAUCACAGUGAAGUAACUAAUCACGAUCAUCACAAUGAUGAUCACGGUUUGAAUCUUAUGAAAAAUGGUCACGUGACCAACACUGAACCUGUAUCUAUUUUUUCAAAGUGUGAAAAAAGUUCUAUUUGAUAGUGAUGUGAACGAAGUGCUGGAACAUUUUAGAUCUUAACUUUUUGGGUUGCUUAAGCAUACUUUUUUGUAUAUAAUGUGAAUCUAGUGUUUUUUUUGUUAGCUUUAAUUUGACGUUUAUUCAUAAUAAUUGAAAAAGGGCCUACGCACAUCGCGAAUUUUCAAUGCAUAGGCAACGCAUU
Messenger RNA from Pararge aegeria (speckled wood butterfly), 2685 nucleotides. RefSeq names its product zinc finger protein 677-like. The record is from RefSeq and is a predicted model, not a curated record. Gene Ontology annotation, cellular component: nucleus. The transcript has 3 exons. Lineage: Eukaryota; Metazoa; Arthropoda; Insecta; Lepidoptera; Nymphalidae. The coding region runs from base 248 to 2503 and encodes 751 amino acids.